ACAACAUAACAGGCAUGGAAAACAUUAGCGAGGCUUUAUGGUAAUCGCUCUCGCAGUUGGGUGAUCAUUUUAAAAGAACGUCUCCAAAACAUGAGACGUGAUAGCCGGUCAGUUGUAGACUAUUUGAGAGAUCUCAAAAUUGUUGCUGAUGAAUUGGGAACCAUUGAUCGUCCACUCAACGAUGAUGAUUGUAUAGUUUACAUUCUUAAUGGCCUUAGCCUUGAGUUUCGGGAGAUUGCAGCUUCUCUUCAAGCACGGGACUCCUCUCUUUCCUUCGAUGACUUGCAUGAUAGAUUGGUUGCUCAUGAAGAAAUUCUCAAACGAGAAGAAGCCCGUCCUGAGAUCACACCAGUGACAACUCAUUAUGCUGCUACUUCCAUUAAUUCCAGUACUGAUUCCUUUUCUUUAUUGAGUGCAGGUAACUCUAAUUCUUCUCUUGGUUGCCACCUUCCACAAGCAUUCUGUGGCAAUCAGAAUGGGCAGAACUCUUCCAAUCGUGGCAAUCAAAACCAGUGUCGUAAUUUUGGACCCAAACCCACAACUCAGCCCCCUAAUUUAGGUUGCCAACUGUGUGGUCAUGUAGGCCACUUUGCUCGAAAUUGCCCCAGCUACUGUGUGCAAGCUUUCAGGCCCAUGGAAAAUUUGGUCUUCUCCUCUACUACUUCUUCUUAGGACUACCUAUUGGAUUCUGCUGCCAACAACUGUGUGACCAUUGACUUGGCUAACUUGGCACUUCAUUUUGAAUACAAUGGUCCUGAUGAA
This is a messenger RNA of Rubroshorea leprosula, 762 nucleotides long. NCBI's taxonomy places the organism in Eukaryota, Viridiplantae, Streptophyta, Magnoliopsida, Malvales, Dipterocarpaceae. The record is from the annotation of a GenBank genome assembly.